AUGGGCCCCACCCACAUGCCACGCAACCUGUCCAUGGGGAAAUUGGAGCGCGUGAUGGCCGGGUUACAGCUUCAAAAGGAAGAGCUCAUCGAGAUGGACUGUGGGCGGACGGCCCGUCGGGAAGGGCGUUUCGUCUUCGAGUGUGCCUGGGAGGUCGCCAACAAGGUCGGAGGGAUCUACACCGUCAUCCGCUCGAAGGCACCCAUCAGCGUCGACGAGCUCGGCGACCAAUACUGCCUGCUCGGGCCUCAGAAGCAUGACCGUUGGCGCCUGGAGGUCGAGCCGCUCGAGCCCGAGAACAGGACCAUCCGAUUGGCGAUGCAGAAGAUGCACAUGAUGGGAUUGAACUGUGUCUACGGGCGCUGGUUGAUCGAAGGCCACCCGAAAGUCAUCCUCUUUGACCUGGCGAGCGGUGCUGCACGGAUGAACGAGUGGAAGCAAGAGCUGUUUGAGAAGACAAGGAUUGGCAUCCCGCACGAAGACAUCGAGUCCAACGACGCGGUCAUUCUUGGCUUUAUGGUUGCCAUCUUUCUUCGCAACUUCCGCGACUCGGUGUCCGCCUAUCAGCCGCUCGUUGUCGCGCACUUCCAUGAAUGGCAAGCCGGUGUGGGGCUGAUCAUGUCGCGGAUGUGGAAUACCGAUGUCUCAACCGUCUACACAACGCACGCCACACUAUUGGGCCGGCACCUCUGCGCUGGCGGCUGUGAUCUAUACAACAAUCUGGAAAAAAUAGACACUGACCACGAAGCUGGCAAAAGAAAGAUCUAUCACCAAUACUGCAUCGAACGCGGAGCGGCGAACAAUGCCCAUGUGUUUACAACUGUUUCCGAAAUCACUGGUUACGAGGCCGAGCAUUUGUUGAAGCGCAAGCCUGACCUGAUCACGCCAAACGGGCUCAACAUCGUAAAAUUUGCGGCGAUCCAUGAAUUCCAGAACCUCCAUGCCCUUGCCAAGGAGAAAAUCAACAAUUUCGUGCGCGGGCAUUUCCAUGGCCACUUGGACUUCGACCUCGAGAAGACUCUCUACUUUUUCACGGCUGGAAGGUACGAAUUCACGAAUAAGGGUGGCGAUCUCUUCAUCGAAUCAUUGGCGCGGCUUAACUACUUCCUGCAGACGACCACGGAUCCUCGCUACGAAGGUGUCACCGUUGUUGCAUUCAUCAUAUACCCUGCCCCCUCCAACAAUUUCAACGUGGAGUCGUUGAAAGGGCAAGCCGUGACGAAGCAACUUCGUGAGACGAUCGACAAGAUCAAGGAAUCGCUGGCGUCCCGCAUGUUUGAGUCCUGCUUGCGUGGACGAAUGCCGGACGACGAAGACUUCUUGCUGCCAAACGAGCGCAUUAUGUUGAAGCGUUGCAUGGCGGCCACACAGAAGAGUGAGCUCCCUCCAAUUUGCACGCACAACAUGCUGAACUCCAAGGAUGAAGUGCUCGAUUCGCUUCGGCGGUGCAAUUUGAUCAACCAGAAGCAUGAUCGCGUCAAGGUCAUUUUCCACCCAGAAUUUCUCUCUUCCGUUUCGCCGCUGAUCGGGCUGGACUACGAAGAUUUUGUUCGCGGCUGUCACCUUGGCGUCUUCCCAUCAUACUAUGAACCUUGGGGUUAUACCCCAGCCGAAUGCACGGUGAUGGGCAUCCCCUCGGUAGCCACCAAUCUCUCUGGCUUUGGAUGCUUCAUUGAGGAACACAUCCCCGAGCACGACGAAAAGGGCCUCUACAUCGUAGACCGCCGUUUCAAGGGUGCUGAUGGAAGCAUUCAGGAGUUAGCUGGAAUUCUCUACGACUUCUGCGGGUUGUCGCGUCGGCAGCGGAUUAUCAUGAGAAACAAUUGCGAGCGUGUCUCCGAGAUCCUCGAUUGGAAGAAGCUCGGCAUCUUCUACCAAAAUGCCCGAAUGGAAGCACUUCGCCGCCACAACGAAAACCUUGAAGAUGUGCUUGCCGAGAAUCCUGCAAAGGUGCCGUCUGCUGCCUCGUCUCGACGUCCAUCGCUGCACGACUCCUCCGAUGAGACAGAC
Molecule: messenger RNA, 2010 nt
Organism: Mesorhabditis spiculigera
Lineage: Eukaryota; Metazoa; Nematoda; Chromadorea; Rhabditida; Rhabditidae
Source: the annotation of a GenBank genome assembly